Aspergillus welwitschiae is the source of this 702-nucleotide messenger RNA. RefSeq lists its product as uncharacterized. The transcript has a single exon. The record is from RefSeq and is a predicted model, not a curated record. NCBI's taxonomy places the organism in Eukaryota, Fungi, Ascomycota, Eurotiomycetes, Eurotiales, Aspergillaceae. The coding region runs from base 1 to 702 and encodes 233 amino acids.
AUGAACGCUGCAACUAAGGUGCUCCUCCUCCCCGAGUUGCUGGAGGAAAUUCUGCUCUAUCAGAAGGAUUACCGGUUUCUCUUCCUUGCUCAACGCGUGUGUUCGCAAUGGCAAGCCGUUAUCAUGCAGUCCCAUAAAAUUCGACAAGUCCUAUGGCUAGUUCCCAGGGAGCAUGAAAAGCCACGUAUCAAUCCUUUUUUUGUGACUCAAUUUUGCAACUGGAAAGGACCUCCGCAUCUAACGCGAGUACCUUCUACCCAUCAGAUCUCCCUGAAAGAAUGGUUCAUCGAUAAACGGCGUCGAACAGCCAUGUUUCAUCCGCAAGCAUCCUGGAGACGAACGCUCCUCGCAAAUAUCCCGUGUGUGUUAUCUGUCAAACUCACAGGUCCAGCCAAGCGUGCAUCCUACACUUGGAAGAGUAAGAAGACCAGUGGUCAGAGGACCUCCAGCAGUAACAACAACAACGGGAUGACAAUGGGAGAAUUCAUUGACUACUCGGUAGCGUUUAGUUGCCGCUUCAAAAUCCCGCGCUGGCACUUGGAAAAUAAUCUGCCGAGUGCGUACCGCGACGGUAAUGGGGACAAAUGCUCCUGGGACCUUACCAUUCACGGGCAUGCCGAUACGUAUGGAAUGACACCAAAUUUAUGGGGCGUCAAGACCGGUAGACCAGCCUGGAAGAUCUCAUUAACAUGGAGGAUCUGA